Brugia malayi is the source of this 438-nucleotide messenger RNA. RefSeq lists its product as uncharacterized. The transcript has 3 exons. The record is from RefSeq and is a predicted model, not a curated record. The coding region runs from base 1 to 438 and encodes 145 amino acids. NCBI's taxonomy places the organism in Eukaryota, Metazoa, Nematoda, Chromadorea, Rhabditida, Onchocercidae.
AUGACUUGGCUGAUUUCAAGUGUCCUGCCGAUCGACAUGCUGUGGCUUUGGGUUGCUCGAGUGCUCAACAAUGUAGCCCCUACACAACUGAUCCGGUUGAUUGUAUCAGAGGUGCAUGUUGCACCAAAUCAGGAACUACCCUAUCAAGCUCCACUAAUUUGUAGUAAUGGCGGAAGAGCUCUCGUGAUUGGUUGUAUCCAAUCUCAACAAUGUCUUCCGUUCACUAAAGAAUCCGUCGCUUGUCUACAAGGAAUUUGUUGUACGGUACCACAAAAAUGUCCAAAUGAUGAACGUAUUGUUGGCUUGCAAUAUACAAAUUCACAGUCAUGCGUUUCGCUAUCCGGAGGAAAGUGUCCAGUAAUGGAAUGUGUUGCACAAUGUCCGAGAUUUGUCGAUGAAAUUAAUAUAUGUGAAACAGCUCAUAAAAGCUACGGGUAG